AAAGUUUUUAAAUUCUGCCCUGAGGAGAAGGAAGUUGGAGACAAAAGAAGUCCUCAGGGUUUGGUGAAGAAGAAGAAGAAGAAGAAGAAGAAGAAGAAGAAGAAGGAGAAGGAGAAGGAGAAGGAGAAGGAGAAGGAGAAGGAGAAGGAGAAGGAGAAGGAGAAGGAGAAGGAGAAGGAGAAGGAGAAGGAGAAGGAGAAGGAGAAGGAGAAGGAGAAGGAGUAUAUUAGAAGCCUGCACAGCUAAAUAACGGUUUUGACAAAUCCUUUGCCAACUUCUCACUGAAGCAACUUUCUUCUCAACUCUAAUAGAUCUCUGCUACUGAUUUUACAGUUAAGAUAAGGAAACACCCUGAACAUGGUCUCAGAAACACAAAUGCCAGACCCCAUGAGCCUUAUUGAGAACAUUGAAGGGAAAUUGCUGGUUAAUCAAGAAGCUUUAAAGAUCUUGUCAACCAUCACCCAGCCUGUUGAUGUGGUGGCCAUCGUGGGUCUCUACCGCACAGGCAAAUCCUACCUGAUGAACAAACUAGCAGGGAAGGACAAGGGUUUCUCUGUUGGAUCUACUGUGCGUUCUCACACCAAGGGUAUUUGGAUGUGGUGCAUGCCUCAUCCCAACAAGCCAAAUCACACCUUAGUUCUGCUUGACACAGAGGGACUGGGAGAUGUAGAGAAGGGUGACAAGGAAAAUGAUACACAGAUCUUUGCACUGGCCAUACUACUGAGUAGCACCUUUGUAUAUAAUACUAUGAACAAGAUUGACCAGAGAUCUAUUGACUUAUUGCACUAUGUGACAGAACUGUCAGAUCUGCUCAGGACAGUAUCCUCACCUGAACAUGAUAAGGUUGAAGAUGCCACAUCUUUCUAUCCAGACUUAGUGUGGACGCUGAGAGAUUUUUUCCUAAACUUAGAAGUAGAUGGAAAACCUAUUACAGCAGAUGAAUACCUGAAGAAUUCAGUCAUGCCAAAAGAAGAUAUGGAUCAAAGACUUCACAAUUUCAAUUUGCCUCGUCUGUGUAUACAGAAAUUUUUUCCAAACAAGAAAUGUUUUAUUUUUGACUCUCCAAGUCACAGGAAAAAUCUUUCCCGACUUGAGACACUGCAUAAUAAUGAUCUGAAUCCUGAAUUUGUGCAACAAAUAACAGAUUUCUGUUCCUAUAUUUUCUGCAAUUCCAAAACUAAAACUCUUCCAAAAGGCAUUAUAGUAAAUGGGCCCGAUCUAGAAAAAUUGGUGCUGACCUAUGUUGAUGCCAUCAACCAUGGGGAUCUGCCCUGCACAGAAAACUCAGUCUUGGUUUUGGCCCAAAUCAAAAAUACCGAAGCAGUGCAAAAGGCUAUUGCCCACUAUGAUCAUCAGAUGAAAGAGAAGGUACAGUUGCCCACAGAAACCCUCGAGGAGCUGCUGGACCUGCACAGAGUCAGUGAGAGAGAGGCCACUGAAGUCUUCAUGAAGAUCUCUUUUAGGGAUGAGGACCAGACUUACCAGAAAGAAUUAGAGAUGUUGUUAGAAGCAAAACAGAAUGACUUUUGUAAACAGAACUUGAAAGCAUCAAGAGAUCAUUGUUCAGCUUUACUUCAGAAAAUCUUUGAUCCUCUGGAAGAUGAUGUGAAGCAGGGUAUUUAUGCAAAACCAGGAGGGCAUAAACUCUUCAUUCAAAAGAGAGAAGAGCUGAAGGCAAAGUACUAUCAGGAGCCCAAGAAGGGAAUGAAGGCUGAGGAAACUCUGCAGGAAUAUUUACAGUCCAAGGAGUCCAUGAGUAAUGCUGUUUUACAGACAGACCUGACCCUUACAGCCAAGGAAAAGGAGAUGGAAGCGGAACAUCAGCGAGCACUGGCUGCACAGGCUGAAGCACAAAGGUUGCAAGAAAUUCAAAGGCAGAACCAAUUAAUGAUGGAGGAGAGGGAAAGACGUCAUUUGGAACAAGUGAGGCAAAUGGAGAUAGAGAGACAAAGACAAAUAGCAGAAGCAAAUAGGGCUAUGGAACGUCGACUUCAGCAAGAGGCUGAAGCACAUCAAAGAAGAAUAGAGGAGGAAAUGAGAAAACUAGUACAAACACGUCAACAACUUCAGGCUAAUAUCCCAUCAAAUGAUCCAUGCAUUAUACUCUAAAGAGAAACUGCAAGCAAAUGCCACAGUGAUGACAUGGGGAUGCUUCAGAAGAUGAAAAGAAUGAACUGCAUGGAAAUAUUGCCAUCUGUUUAAAGGCUGGAGAAGCUUUUCCUUCUCGUUACCCUCAACAAUGACAUAACUUAUAUCAUGACUCCCCUUUUAUUGCAUUUCAUAAUUGUGUCAUUUCUGUAUAAUUCUCUAGAGCCUAUUAACACAUAAAAAAGGAUGUUGGUAUCAAAAUAUAUGGUGGAACAUAUUUAACUUUAUGCUUGCUUAUAAUGCAUGAGUUUUUUUAAAAUAUCUUAUUUUUUGCAUAAUAAUUUUUCUUAGAACUAUGGAUAGUAUAGAUAUGUUUACACAAGAUUUAAAUAUAGCUAAACAUAAACACUUUCUUAAAGUAAUUGUUUUUAUUUUCCUCCAAUAGUUAAAAUUCUAUAGAGAAACCUAAAUUUCUAUCAUGAUGCUAUUAGGAAGCAUUUUAAGUUUGGAAUUAAAAUAUAGUAUAUAGAUUACACUUUUCUGCUUGUUACUACUGUCUUUCUUUUUUUUUUUUUUCAACAAGAACAUUGCUCAGCUCUGACUUAAGGUGGUAUGGGGAAUGCCUUAAGCAUGAUAAUCUUUUUUUUUUAUAUUUAUUUUAUUUAUUUAUUCCCUUUUGUUACCCUUGUUGUUUUAUUGUUGUAGUUAUUAUUGUUGUCAUAGUUGUUGGAUAGGACAGAGAGAAAUGGAGAGAGGUGGGGAAGACAGAGGGGGGAGAGAAAGAUAGACACCUGCAUACCUGCUUCAUCGCUUGUGAAGUGACUCCCCUGCAGGUGUGGAGCCAGGGCUCGAACCGGGAUCCUUAUCCCGGUCCUUGUACUUUGCGCCACCUGUGCUUAACCUGCUGUGCUGCAGCCCGACUUCCAUGACAAUCUUUUUGUGUUAACUAUUAUACUGUCUCCCGAGCCCUUGUUUCUUUUUCUUUUUCUUUUUCUUUUCCUUUUUCCUUUUUUUUUUUUUUUUUUAUUUCUUGUAAACCUACGUCCCUGAAUGAUCCAAUGAAUGGAGCAAUUUUUUUCACUCAAGCCAAAGGGGGAAAGGUCCUAUCAUGUCUUCUAAAAUCUAAUCUCCUUAAUGAUUUCUUUCUCCUGCAUUCCUCUUUUACUGUGAGGGAUAUCAAGCACAACUCUAAGUGUGUGUGAUAAACUUCAAUGACUAUCUACCUCUGCUAUAAAGAGUCAAUUUCACAAAAAUUAACUUGAAAAAUUAGGAGAGACUCAUAUUUUCUCAGUUAACUCAAAACAUUCUGAGCAUAUCUAAUGAUCCAAAGGCCACAUUCUUUUGCCUCAACAGCAUCUCUCAGUACCCAUCCAGCAGAUAAUAGUGGUACUAAAAGACUAAAUUAAUCAUAAUUCUUGUUCUUGUGCUUACUGUAAUGAAUUUCUAAAUGAAUAAAAUUUAAAAAUUUCUUUUUUGCACAAAAUUAUAAAAUGCAUUAAAUAUUUAUUCUAUAUACUUCAGCCUUAUAUGCCAGAAUUAUUUUACUACUAACAUUCAAAAACAAUAGGAAGUAACCUAGUAGAAAUAAUAAUUGAGGGUCCGGGUGGUAGUGCAGCAGGCUUAAGCGCACAUGGUCACCAAAUUGCAGAUGCUACUAUGAUUCCAUCCUGACUUCUCUGAGCAGAUGACCUUAUCAAUGUGUCCUGGAACCAUGCCUCUCCACAGCUCUACUUCACUAGGGGAAGAUAGAGAUGGGCUAGAGGUACAGAUUGACCUGCCAAUCCCCAAAUCCAGUGGAGAAGUGUUGUAUGUUUCACAUUGGUUUGGUCUCGCUCUCCCCCCGCCAGGAGAAUUGGUUUGGCCCUUGCUAGUUUUGCGCCUCCUUUUCUCCCGCCCCGAUGCUACGUAGUGCAGGAGUUCUUGGUGCGGCUGUGUGAGCAGAUGCAGGAUAGAUCUGUGUGGUGAUUAGUUUAAGGGUCUCUCUCUGCCUCCAGAGCAGAAAGACACAGGAGAGCACAUGUUUGCCCACUCAUGAAUAAAGCUUCUCUGCCCA
Molecule: messenger RNA, 4141 nt
Organism: Erinaceus europaeus (western European hedgehog)
Lineage: Eukaryota; Metazoa; Chordata; Mammalia; Eulipotyphla; Erinaceidae
Product: guanylate-binding protein 5
Exons: 12
Coding region: 358-2109 (583 amino acids)
Molecular function (GO): GTPase activity; GTP binding
Source: RefSeq, a predicted model, not a curated record